AUGGAUGUUUUAGUGUUUCGGGACGUGUAUGCGACGAGAUACCUUCAGGGUACGCACAUUCUCGCCUUUGCUGAAGGAUGGUCAUGUCUGACUAGACUCGGGCUCGUAGCGAUUGGGCUUACGGCUCUCUUCUAUGACCAUACAUUGACGUUCGCGGAUGAAGUGCGCCUGGUCUGGCUCGCCCCUCGCUCGCUUGCGAAGUAUGCAUUCCUUUUUAACCGGUAUCUUGUAUUGGCGACGCUCAUUGGGGUGGCAUGUGAGAUGUGUGGUUUCAUUGGGGACGUGUUUACGGAUCUUCACAGGUGCAAGUACUUCCUCUUCGUGGUCUCCAUGAUCGCGGUCAUGUCGAUUGGUAUCACGAAUAUGUUGGUGCUCCUGCGUGUAGUGAUUCUGUGGGAUGCACGGCCGUCGGUAUUGAAGCUUAUGAUGGUCGCAUAUGUCGCGAGUCUGAUCGCUCAGGUGAUUACCCUCAUUCUCACGCUCCUGCACAUCCUACCGGGUAUGGCCUGGUCUCCACUUGCGGGGAUGUGUAUCUCGUCCAAGAGCUCGCAUAUCAUAGUCGCAGUGUGGGCAUCGCCGAUGCUAUUUGAGUUGUUUGUUUUGAUCUCGACUGCACUGAAUGCUGUUGAUCGGCCGACGUCGGCACGGACGCCGAUUGCAAGGGCGCUUUGCAGCGACGGCAUCCUGUACUUUGUUGGAGUGACUACUCUCCGUGCAUUGAACGUUGCUCUUGCGGGUGCGAGUCUGUCUCGACCGUCGUUCACGCUACUCGGUGUCUUUUUUGUGUGGGCGAUGACGACCACACUCAUCAACCGAUCGCUGCUCCAGUUCCGCGUCCAGCGUGACCACUGGGAAGAUGACAUUGUGUUGGUCGAGCGGUCGACGUCGCCGAACGAGGGCAGAAGGAGCAACAACAACAGCUUGGACAUCAACAAGAGCAUCGAGGUCACCGAGGACAGCGUUGCGGAGGUUGACAUGAUGUGGGCGUCGCGGUUGGAGAGAUCGUGGCGCUACAGAUGAGGGGCACUGCGUGUGCUAGGAUUCCAUCCAUGUAUCUGUAAUAUUUACCGCUUGUAAUAGAGCGUAAUUCCGCGCGCAGGUUCCAGCUCGCCGCAGUCACGUCGAUCCAAUCUGAUUCCUGGAUGGUGAUCCUGAAUUUGAAUCCGCCAGCGCGGCGCCAGGCAGGCCGACUCGGUGGUGGCGGUCGGUUAUGGCGAAGAGGGUUCCCAAAAAGGGAAUGUGCGCAUCGCCACGGCGCAUCAGACAGACACAGGCUGAGCGUGACGACGAU
Rhodofomes roseus is the source of this 1291-nucleotide messenger RNA. RefSeq lists its product as uncharacterized. Lineage: Eukaryota; Fungi; Basidiomycota; Agaricomycetes; Polyporales; Fomitopsidaceae. The coding region runs from base 1 to 1020 and encodes 339 amino acids. The record is from RefSeq and is a predicted model, not a curated record. The transcript is spliced from 9 exons.